Molecule: messenger RNA, 261 nt
Organism: Emericellopsis cladophorae
Lineage: Eukaryota; Fungi; Ascomycota; Sordariomycetes; Hypocreales; Bionectriaceae
Product: Carboxypeptidase B-like protein
Exons: 1
Coding region: 1-261 (86 amino acids)
Source: RefSeq, a predicted model, not a curated record
AUGUCCGACUACCCGUUCUCCACGGACGUUGGCAUCGACCUGAACAAGAACUUUCAUUUCGUAUGGGACCAUAGGACAGAGUUCAAUCCUGGUGAGGAUGUCUUCUCCGUGGCGUCUGAUGGUCCCAGUUUCGAGAUCUACCACGGGUCGGCGGCGGCGGCUUCAGAGCCCCAGAUUAAGGCUGUAUAUUGGGUACUGAAUACGUACAACUCGUCCCUCAGCUUCUUGGUGCAGAGCGUGAUUGUCGAUGCUUUCGUUUAG